AAGAGAGCAGCAGCUGCGACCUGCGUCGGAUCUACAAAAGAACGCCUCUCUGAGAAUAUUAGGGUUUCCAGGAAUCGAUCGAAGCAAUGGCGAUGGCUGCCUUUAGACGAGAAGGGAGGCGUUUCGCCCCUCUAAUCACCCCCCGUCCUAUCGCCGCCGUCCGAUCCUCUCCCAUUCCUGAGGAGCAGGCCCCUCUUGGAGUUCGCUCUAUUUCAACUCAAAUAGUCAGAAACCGGAUGAAGAGUGUCAAGAACAUCCAGAAAAUUACAAAGGCAAUGAAAAUGGUUGCAGCUUCAAAGCUACGAGCAAUUCAAACUAGAGCUGAAAAUUCCCGUGGCCUAUGGCAGCCAUUUACCGUACUGCUUGGCGAUUCUCCUAGUGUUGAUGUAAAGAAGAAUGUUAUUGUUACUAUUUCUUCAGACAAAGGUCUAUGUGGUGGAAUUAAUUCUACAUCAGUCAAGAUUAGCAAGGCUCUUCAUAAGUUUACUUCUGGGCCUGAGAAGGGAACAAAAUAUGUUGUUUUGGGAGAAAAGGCAAAGGCUCAGCUGAUGCGUGAUUCAAAGAAGGACAUUGAGCUAUGCAUAACUGAAUUGCAGAAAAAUCCUCUGAAUUAUACACAGGUUUCUGUUCUUGCUGAUGAAAUCUUAAAGAAUGUGGAGUAUGAUGCUUUGAGAAUUGUUUUCAACAAGUUCCGUUCAAUUAUCUCAUUUGCACCAACAACGUCAACAGUGUUAUCUCCUGAGGUUGUGGAGAGAGAGGCUGAGGCUGGGGGAAAACUGGGUGAUCUGGACUCCUACGAAAUUGAAGGUGGUGAGACGAAGGGAGAAAUACUUCAGAACCUAGCGGAGUUCCAGUUUUCUUGUGUUUUGUUCAAUGCUGUAUUAGAGAAUGCUUGCAGUGAGCAAGGUGCGAGGAUGUCUGCCAUGGAUAGCUCCAGCAGAAAUGCUGGCGAUAUGCUUGAUCGUCUCACGCUUACUUACAACAGAACCCGUCAAGCUGCAAUCACCACAGAACUGACUGAGAUUAUAUCUGGAGCAUCAGCACUGGAGGGCUAAUUGCACAACAUACCCCACUGCUGCUCCACCCCCAGACAGCGACGAAAUAAAAAACUUCGGUGUAAGCUUAAUUCGCAGACGGUCGUGAUACGUUUGAGGCAAUUUUUUUUUUUUGGUAUUUCCUCUUUCCAAUUGAGCAAUUCUAAUAAUCUCCCGGAUCAACUGCUGUGCUCAGGAUUUAGGAAUCAGCAUCUUUCCAUCUGGGAUUCCUUGUUCAUAAUCAACUCUUCUAUUUUUGUGGCUUAUAUUUUACUUGGAUGGUUAUGGUUUGAGGAUAAUUGUUCAUUCUCA
Molecule: messenger RNA, 1346 nt
Organism: Vitis riparia (riverbank grape)
Lineage: Eukaryota; Viridiplantae; Streptophyta; Magnoliopsida; Vitales; Vitaceae
Product: ATP synthase subunit gamma, mitochondrial
Exons: 9
Coding region: 87-1055 (322 amino acids)
Biological process (GO): proton motive force-driven ATP synthesis
Molecular function (GO): proton-transporting ATP synthase activity, rotational mechanism
Source: RefSeq, a predicted model, not a curated record